UGCUCGCUGACUGUCAACAGCGAGGGAAUAUAGUGUCUGUGGGUGCAAUUCUCUACCCCAGGGGUCCCUGACGUGACAGCGUUCUGUGGGUGCGACAUGUGGUCCUAACCGUGAGGACCCAGCUGAUGGCAGGUUGUCUCCCCCUGAAUUUAGUGUUAGUAUCAACUUGUCUCCACUAGAGGGCUGCAAAAAUGCCGAUCACCUUGCCACUAACCAAAGUGGCAGUUGAUCCAGAUGCCCAGAAGCUCCUGACCGCGCUGCCGAGCCUGGAGACACGACUUCCCAGCAAGGGUCCUGAGAUAGCGUUCCUUCAUCGCUUCCUGCGCUCAAGGGACCUGCGGCUAUUACUACAUGUUUACCGAUUACUUUCCACCAGUCCACAAGUCCGUCCUGUGGCAGAGUUUGCUGUGUCCCAAGCUGCUGAUGUGUUCUGCUCCGUGCGAUGCCAGGAGGAAGACCUGCGAGUACAAGAACUGCUUGACAUCUUGUCUAAACCUCACCUACAGGCGUUGUUGUACACCCAUGACAAGAUCUCAAGGUCGGACUAUUCACCUCAGGUCGGCCCGGUGGCGGAGGAAGUGGAUGAAGAUGAGGCUGCUGUCAAGGUCGUCAGACUCAUUAAGAGCAAUGAGCCACUGGGUGUGACGAUUCAGCUGAAUGAGGAAUCUGGCAACAUUGAGGUGGCGCGGGUGUUACAUGGUGGAGCAGCAGACAGAAGUGGUCUGAUCCAUGUUGGGGAUGAGGUCCACGAGGUCAAUGGCGUGUGUGUGCGGGGAUGCGAUCCCAAUGAGGUUGUUGACAUUCUGUCGAGAAUAACUGGCCCUGUGACGCUGAAGCUGGUGCCAAGCAACUCCAAGAAUGGCCCAGAUCAACGCCAAUGUCAGAUGAGAGUGAAGGCUCUGUUUGACUACACCCCGGAAACAGACACCACCAACCCUUGCCCAGAAGCUGGACUGGAGUUCAGAAGAGGGGAUGUGCUUCACAUUGUCAAUCAAGAUGACCCCACCUGGUGGCAAGCCAGGAAAGAAGGGGAGACAAUCACUAGUGCUGGCCUCAUUCCAAGUAAACAGCUCCAAGAGAGGAACGAGAUGCAGAGACGGGCUGAGGCGAAGGGUUCCCCCGGGCUUGUGCACAAUGGGACAAGACAACUGAGCCCAUGUCGGUACAGUCCAAGAAUUCCGCGCCAAAAGAAAUUACGUAAAACAAUGUACCAUGCAGUUCAGAACGGAGAGUAUGAUACAGAUGAAAUCCCCACGUAUGAGGAGGUUGAACAGUAUCAGCCCAAGCCCAACAAGUGCAGACCGAUAGUGCUUAUAGGUCCUGCUGGUGUUGGUUGCAAUGAACUGAAGCGUCGUCUGAAGGCCAGCAACCCUGUCCGUUUCCUUGAGGCUGUGCCAUACACAUCAAGGCCAAAGAAGCCGUUUGAGCAAGACGGCAAAGAGUACCAUUUUGUGACUCGGGAAGAGAUGGAGUCUGGCAUCAUGGCGCAAAGGUCAGUUGGUGAUGAGGCAAGUCACAGCUCAAAGGUCAUGUUUGCAGAGUAUGGGGAGUACAAGGGCAACUUGUAUGGGACGAGUGUGGAAUCCAUCAAGGCGAUCAUCACCAUGGGCAAGGUGUGCCUGGUCACCCCCCAUACACAGGCCCUGAAGUUCCUGCGUCAAGCCGACAUCAAGCCUUUCAUCAUCUUCAUCAAGCCCCCUUCCCUGGAGAUGCUUCAGGCCACCCGUGGAGCCAUGAAGGCUCGUGUCACUAAAGACGGAGAUGUGACACAACCCUUCACAGUGAGAUUAAGUCAAGAGGAACUGCAAGCAAUGGUGGAAUCUUCGGACAAGAUAGAAGAGCGAUUUGGACAUUUGUUUGACCAUGUGAUAGUAAAUGAUAACAUAAGCAAUGCAUCUGCUGACUUAAUACGAACAGCUGCAAGAAUCGAAUCAGAGCCACACUGGGUACCCAUUGGUUGGUCAGGACAGUGACAGAACCCCUCUGGUCACUGGAGACAAGCCGUCUGGCAAGGUGUCACAUUGUCAAGAACUUUGUCAAUGCUCUUCUGAAGGUGACAUUGCUCUUGACUUAAGAACUGACAGUUCUCUAAACUCAAGAACCCAGUUAAUUUGCUUCAGAUGGUGAGGAUAGCCCUUGUGUCAGGAAUUGUGGUCUAUGAGGGAGAUUUGUAUGACGAGAACAUUGUGUCAUUGGUCUUCAUGAGGGCAGGGCUGCUCAUGACUCCAGAACCAGCAGCAAUAUACUUCAGAACUGUGUCAGUGCUCUUCAGGAACUUAUUUAUGACAUUCUGACAAAUGGUGCAGGAAAUGAGAGACAGUUUGGCUAGGAUAGGGCAUAUUUCAAGACUCUUGCAAGCACUGGGGAUUAUCCUUCUGUAUAUGGAGUUAAGAGGGACAUAAGCAAACAGGCAGGACAGUGACAGAGAUUGAAAGGCUACAGGCUUGAGGCAAAUGAACAGGAUUGUUGGUGACUUCAGGCAAAUGAACAUGGUUGUUAGAGACUUCAGGCAAAUGAACAGGUUUGUUGGAGACUUCAGGCAAAUGAACAGGAUUGUUAGAGACUUCAGGCAAAUGAACAUGGUUGUUAGAGACUUCAGGCAAAUGAACAGGUUUGUUGGAGACUUCAGGCAAAUGAACAGGAUUGUUGGAGACUUCAGGCAAAUGAACAUGGUUGUUAGAGACUUCAGGCAAAUGAACAGGGUUGUUGGAGACUUCAGGCAAAUGAACAGAAUUGUUGGAGA
Molecule: messenger RNA, 2743 nt
Organism: Haliotis rubra (blacklip abalone)
Lineage: Eukaryota; Metazoa; Mollusca; Gastropoda; Lepetellida; Haliotidae
Product: MAGUK p55 subfamily member 7-like
Exons: 19
Coding region: 192-1973 (593 amino acids)
Cellular component (GO): cell-cell junction; plasma membrane
Molecular function (GO): protein binding
Source: RefSeq, a predicted model, not a curated record